GACUGACCCACACCAAAUGCAUACGCACACACGCCACCAACACCUUCCCUCUCCCCCUCUCGGCCGGCCCACUGGUGUGGUACCUCGACAUAAAAAUGCCUCUCCCUCUCCCUCCCUUCUUCAUCUUCCUCCGUCCACUCCGGGGCGCCAUUGCCUAGAAUUGAUCAAUUGAUACUGCAAUCAAGGAAGAACACCAUAGCUGCAGAGGUACUUAUGUAGGUUGCUGUUCAGGAGGAGGAGGAGGAGGAGGCGAUCUCUGUACAUUUUGAAGGAUUUUUGAAGUUCAGUCUUCAGACUAAAAGAGACACAGGUGGCCAAGAUGACUGCUGGUUUCCAGCUUGGUGUGAUCGGAUCACUGACGCUCUCAGUGGCAUCAUCGGUUUCCAUUGUCAUCUGCAACAAAGCUCUCAUCAGCACUCUCGGAUUUCCAUUUGCUACUACAUUAACAAGCUGGCAUCUCAUGGUGACCUUCUGCACCCUUCAUGUCGCACAACGUAUGCGCUUUUUUGAACCGAAAGCGAUCGAUGGGCAAACUGUAAUCCUAUUUGGGUUGCUGAAUGGGACAUCAAUAGGCCUUCUCAACCUCAGUUUAGGAUUCAAUUCCAUUGGAUUCUACCAGAUGACAAAGUUGGCCAUCAUACCCUUCACAGUAAUGUUGGAGACCAUCUUCUUAAAGAAAAGAUUCAGUGAGAGUAUCAAGUUUUCUCUGCUGAUCCUGCUACUUGGAGUUGGCAUUGCUUCUGUCACUGACCUCAAGUUAAAUCUUCUUGGGUCUGUCCUUUCUGGCCUCGCCAUCGCCACAACUUGUGUUGGCCAAAUUCUCACCAACACAAUACAGAAGAGGUUAAAGGUCUCUUCGACGCAGCUUCUGUAUCAAUCCGCGCCUUACCAAGCGGCGAUCCUGUUCGCAACCGGCCCCUUCGUGGAUCAGCUCCUCACCAGCCGCAGUGUCUUCGCCCACAAAUACACGGCUCCAGUCGUGGGUUUCAUCGUUCUGUCCUGCCUGAUCGCGGUGUCCGUGAACUUCAGCACGUUCCUUGUGAUCGGGACGACGUCGCCGGUGACGUACCAGGUGCUGGGCCACCUCAAGACGUGCCUGGUCCUGUCGUUCGGGUACACGCUGCUGCAUGACCCCUUCACCAUGAGGAACAUUCUGGGCAUCCUCGUCGCCAUAUUCGGGAUGGCGCUCUACUCCUACUUCUCGGUCCGGGAGAGCAAGAAGAAGUCGGCAGGCGACCCACUUCCCGUGUCGCAGAUGCCGGAGAAGGAGGUGGAGCCGCUCCUGGCGACCAAAGACGUCAACGGUGACACCAAGAAGGCGAACGGCGUGACCCACGACUGUUGAAUAUAUGUGUCUCAUUUGUUUUAGCAUUUAGCCCAGCAUUUAGCUGUGUAGCACCGGCACACGUAAGCCUACCCGUUGUAUCUGAAAUUCUGAAUGGCCGGGGAACCCGUUCCUUUCCAUUUGUCGAUUUCUUGCGCUUUGUAAGAAGCGGAGUACCUGUCGUCGGAGCCGGUACAGGCAGCAGCCCAAAAAACUCGAGGCCCCCGGCACCACGAGACGUACGAGACUGCUCCGGCCCCUGCUUCUGGAUGGAUGAUACGCAAAGCCCCGUGUAAGAAAAAGUCCAUUUGGAGUCCCUCAUAUUGGCCGAAUUUCUAUUAAAAAAUUCAUUGGCCGAACUUAAUUUGAAUCUCUCA
Messenger RNA from Oryza sativa Japonica Group (Japanese rice), 1701 nucleotides. Its product is annotated as UDP-xylose transporter 1. Lineage: Eukaryota; Viridiplantae; Streptophyta; Magnoliopsida; Poales; Poaceae. Gene Ontology annotation, cellular component: Golgi apparatus. The record is from RefSeq and is a predicted model, not a curated record. Gene Ontology annotation, molecular function: antiporter activity; UDP-xylose transmembrane transporter activity.